Messenger RNA from Eimeria acervulina, 1791 nucleotides. RefSeq lists its product as hypothetical. NCBI's taxonomy places the organism in Eukaryota, Apicomplexa, Conoidasida, Eucoccidiorida, Eimeriidae. The transcript has a single exon. Bases 1 to 1791 code for a protein of 596 amino acids. The record is from RefSeq and is a predicted model, not a curated record.
AUGGGUUCAGUUGCAUCGGGGCCGUUGGCUCCUGCUGAUGUGGGGGCCCUGAACCCUGCAUGCAGGGAGAGGCUGCUAGAGCAGGAGGGCUUAGCAGCAGCAGCAGCAGCAGGAGGCUCUGCUGCUUCUUCUCUUGCUGUGCAACAGCUGCUGGGGCUGGGUGAGGGCAGCGGAAGAGCAGCAUUAUACACGUUCUUUGCUGGCAGCAGAUGGGCUGCGGCGGUGCAGCAGCAGCCGGGAGCUGCUGCAGCAGCAGCAACGCCGCCAGAGAUGCUGCAGCGGGAACAGGAAGCCCUGCAGCAGCUCGCCAAGCAGCAGCGAGAAGAAGAAGAAUUAGAGGCCCUGUGCGCAGCAGCAGCAGCAGCAGCAGUUGAUUCUCCGGAAGCAGCAGCAGUAGCAGCAGCCACACAGGCAGCACACAUCCGGGCAGGAUCCAGCGCAGUAGCAGCAGCAGCAGCAGGUGCUGCUGCUGCUGUGCGUGAUGCUGCAGACUCCCCCAGCAUCUGUCCAGGCUGUCUGCAGCAUCAGCAGGUGCUGCGAGUGGCAGCAGCACCUGCUGCGCUGCUGCUGGAGGCGCCCCACGGCAGCGAGGCCCCUAACGUAUUAUGUUAUGUGAAUGAGGGGCUCCCCAGCAGCAGCAGCAGCAGCAGCAGCAGCAGUACUGCGGACGCCUCGGAGCAACACCACCACCAGCAGCACCAGCAGCAGUACGGCAGCAGCAGAAGCAGCAGCAGCAGCAGCAUCUCCCCCACGCCUGUGGGGCUGAGCAGGAGCGGCAGCAAGGCGUCCCUAGAGUCGAGCAGCAGUGCAGCAACGGAAGGUGAGGAGGAUGAUUUGCUGCUGCAGCAGCUGCUGCAGCAGCUGCAGCAGCAGCGGGCUGCUCUUCCGUUGCAGGGAGUGGUGCUGUUUGAGCUGCAGAAACAGCCGAAGGGGGGAGACCCUUUGCUGCUGCACAUUCGCAGCAAGAAGCAGCAGAAGCAGCUGAGGAGACAGCUGAUGCAGCAGCACACUGCACGUAAAGUUUUUACCUCUCCUCGCCGUCUGCGGCAUCACUCGCAGCAGCAGCUGGAGCAGCAACAGCAACACCAGCAGGAGCAGCAGCAGCAGCAGCAGCAGCAUCAACGGGAGCCUUCCCCUCCCCCAGCGAUGGUUUGUAUCGAGUCAGGCCGUCUGAGUGUAGAUGAGACGCACUUUGAGUUCCUUGCUGCCAAACCCGCCCCACAGCAGCAGCAGCAGCAGCAGCAGCAGCAGCAGCAGCAGCAGGCCUGCAGCAGCAGAAGGAGCACCAGGAGCGGCAGCUACUUGAAGGGCUCUACAGUCCACAGAACAGCUCAGUCGUGGGUGCCGCAUGCUGCUGCUGCUGUCGGUGCAGUGAGACAAAAACACCGCCCAGAAAGCGUGCAGCAGCAGCAGCAGCAGCAGCAGCAGCAGCAGGGGGAAGGUGUUGUGAAUUGGUGGACAGACAUCCAAAGGACGUUCUCUAGCAUCUUCACUCCAGGGCAGGAAGAUGCAAAUUCAGGGGCUGCUGCUGCUGCAACUGCAGCAGCAGCAGCAACCGCAGCAAGAAGCAGCGACGAGCAGCAGCUGCAGCAAACAGCAGUAGCAGGUGAGGGACUUCCGGAUUUCCAUGUGCAUUUCUGCAGCUGCAGCAGCAGCAGCAGCACUGAAAGCAGCAGCAGCAGCAGAAGCAGUAAUAACAUUUGGGGCAGAACCAGCAAGAGCAGCAGCAGCAGCAACACCGGCAGCAGCAGCAGCAGCAGCAACAGCAGCAGCAGUAGCCAAGCCCCUUAG